This is a messenger RNA of Pararge aegeria (speckled wood butterfly), 903 nucleotides long. RefSeq names its product craniofacial development protein 2-like. Gene Ontology annotation, biological process: chromatin remodeling. NCBI's taxonomy places the organism in Eukaryota, Metazoa, Arthropoda, Insecta, Lepidoptera, Nymphalidae. The transcript is spliced from 2 exons. Bases 1 to 903 code for a protein of 300 amino acids. The record is from RefSeq and is a predicted model, not a curated record. Gene Ontology annotation, molecular function: catalytic activity. Gene Ontology annotation, cellular component: nucleus.
AUGUCUGGUGCAGAAGGCAACGGGAAACCACUGUACUAUGUUCCCAAGAGAGAAAUGGUAGAUCGAGACUCAAUGGCACCACAUGGAAAUAAUGCACCUGGUGCAGAUAGCUCUGAUAAGAUCCGAGCCAGACACCCACAACGCAUUGGAAUAUGGAAUGUCCGGGGUCUUAAUCAAGAUGGAAAGCUACAAAUCAUAGAAAGAGAAAUGAAGAGGAAGGGAAUACAUCUGCUUGGCUUAAGCGAGACUAAAUGGAAAAAAUCUGGCCAUUUCGUAUCCGAUCUGGGAAACAAAAUAUACUUCUCGGGGCCUGAAGAGGAAAGUUCUAGAGGGGUUGCUUUUAUUGUACCUCAGAAAUUAGACAGGUGUGUAAUGGGAUAUAAAGCAGUUAACGACCGGGUAAUCACUCUCAAGCUAAAGGCAUCCCCAUGCCAUAUUAACAUUGUACAGAUAUACGCUCCAACUGCACAGUCUUCUGAAGAAGACAUCGAACAAUUUUACAUCUCACUGGUUCAGACUUUGGAGAAUAUUCCCCAGAGAGAGGUGACACUGGUUAUAGGAGAUUUAAAUGCCAAGGUCGGUAGAACGAGUGAUGAUGCCCAUCUCAGACAUCUUGUUGGAAGGUUUGGAAUAGGCGAAAGAAACGAAAGAGGAGAGCGUUUGUUACAAUUUUGCAAUGAACAGAACCUUGUUAUCACAAACACAUGUUUCGAGCACCACAUUCGCCGACUGUACACGUGGAUUUCUCCGGGUAACAGAUAUAGAAAUCAAAUAGACUACAUCUUGAUACAAAAACGAUGGCGGUCGUCAAUAGUCAACACAACCACUUUUGUCAACAAAACCAACUCGAGUAUCGGAUCUUCGAAGAGUGAAUACGAUUGGGUUCAAACAAGCCGUAACUAA